Molecule: messenger RNA, 1649 nt
Organism: Ictalurus punctatus (channel catfish)
Lineage: Eukaryota; Metazoa; Chordata; Actinopteri; Siluriformes; Ictaluridae
Gene: cd4-2.2
Product: CD4-2 molecule, tandem duplicate 2
Biological process (GO): T cell activation; interleukin-15-mediated signaling pathway; positive regulation of ERK1 and ERK2 cascade
Cellular component (GO): external side of plasma membrane; membrane raft
Molecular function (GO): protein tyrosine kinase binding; MHC class II protein binding
Source: RefSeq, marked provisional
AUUAACCUACUUUUACCGACACAGCACAAGCUUCUCAUCUCAGCUCUCCUUAUCUGAACAGAAAUGUUUAGGUCUAAAAACAUCCUUUGGAUCACCUUUGCUUUUUGUUUAACCUCAGGAAGUUGUACAGACAUUUUUCAACAAAGUGGCAGUGACGCAAAAAUGGACUGUAGUGGUGGGGAUCCGAAAAAAGCCAUAGAAUGGAAACGCGGCAACGUCCUGUUGAUAGGCAAAGCCCCAUCAGGAACAGUGCGCAGAGGUAUAAUGGAAACUACUAGCAGGGCACGGAUAGAUGGAACCACGUUGAAAAUCACCCAGCUGAAGACUAGCGACAAUGGAGUCUACACAUGCAACUCAUAUACUUACAAACUGUAUGUUGUAUCAGCCUCUGCGAACCCAUCUUCAGUUCUGUACUCGAGUGAAACCACCCUAAGCUGUGAUGUUGCUGGAGACUUUAAAGGAACAUUUCAGUGGCUUGAAUCAGGUUCUAAACCAUAUAGCCAAAGUAAGGAGGUGACUGUAAAAAAUGUGACCUUAGAUACUGCAAGAAUCUGGACCUGCCUGAUCAAAAAUGAAAAGAGCAAAGAAAUUAUUAGGCUAGACGUGAACAUCGGUGUUGUUGGUCCUUUGAACACACCAAGGGAAGUUAAGACUCAUGAAGGGGGCAGUGCAGUGCUCCCGUGUUUUCUACCUACCAAGAGCCAACUGCCUAUAACCGGGGGCUCAUGGAAGCGUGAGUCCCACUCUGACAUCCGCUUCCCUGUAUUAAUGAGGAAACAGAAUGCUGUCCAGUGGAAUAGCACUGAUGUCAGCAUUGAUAAAGUCACCUUCACUGAACAGGAAGUGAUGACAAACUUUAGUGUGACACUGAAAAAGGUGAAGGUUGCUGAUGCUGGUGUGUAUGCGUGCAGUCUGAAGUUUGAAAAUGGGAAAGCUUUGACUUCUUCGUUGAAUCUGACAGUUUCAAAAAGGGAUGGUGAUGAUCCUGAUAUGGAUUCUAGAGGUUCUACAGUAACGAAAAACAACAUGUGGAACAAACGUGUGUGGGGUAUGCAGUUGUGGGUCUGGAUUGCCGUGUCAGCAUCUUCUUUUGUCCUGAUUGGCCUUGUUGUCAUCAUUCUACUGAUUCACUGCAGGAACAAACGGAUGAAGAAAAAGAUGAUGAAACUGAAGUCUAUGAGGCAACCCCAUACAUCCAGGAAUUACUGCAAGUGUGACAGGCCUGUGAGCCAGGCUGGUACAGGUAAACGAGGCCGGCCUCCACCUCUACCCAGGCACCAGUACAGCUCUUUAAAUGAAUAAUGGAUCAAAAUGGAGUGGAGGACAAUAAUACAGGAGAUAAUAGAGUUUCAGAUCCACCAGGAAAAUGCUGAUCAUAACCUGUAUAUUUUCAUUCUUACAUUAUCUUUUUUUUGUUUGUUAUUCUUUGAUUUGAAUAAUAUGGAAACAUUUUAAUAACCAAGAAUAAGCACAUCCUUUGCUGAGUUUUCUUGCGUCUGUAAUUUGUAAAUAAGAUCUUUUUCUGAAAAUGUUUUAUGAAAUUUUAGGUUUGCAUAACUAGAGUUUCACGUUUUACAUUUGCUUAACCUGAUUUAAUGUAUGUUCAAUGGUUUGUUUUUUUUCUUCUACUUUAAUUAAACAUUGAAAUA